CGAUACAAGUGCAAGUGGGAAGGUUGUGGCUAUGCUUCCGAGCAACGAUUUACAGUGAUAACGCAUAUACGAGUAGUCCAUUUUAAAAUUCCGCGUACCAAGAAGAAGCAGAUCGAGAUGAACAUUACACUUGAUUCAGUGCAGAAUCCGUAUGAUUAUCUGGAGUACCAUUCAUCAUCAUCAUCAUCACCAUCAUUACCUUCGCCAGCCAAACUUGUCGAACUUCGUCAGCUUUACUGUAAGGAAGCUAUUCUGGCGUCGAUUGGCUUUGAGACCAGCACCGGUCGACCAUCGCUCCUUAGCGGCUCCUCGUAUUUGACCGGCAGUGGGAGUUUGUUUUACAAACGUAAACGUCGCCACCGAACCAUCUUCACUGAAGAACAGCUAGAACAGUUGGAGGUGGCUUUUGAGAAGACACACUACCCUGAUGUGCUACUGCGUGAAGAGCUGGCCGAACAAGUCGGUCUCAAGGAGGAACGCAUCGAGGUUUGGUUCAAGAACCGCAGAGCCAAAUGGCGGAAACAGCAACGAAUGGACGCUGGUCUGGAGGACAUUGACGACAAGUGUCACUUCUAA
Molecule: messenger RNA, 576 nt
Organism: Rhagoletis zephyria (snowberry fruit fly)
Lineage: Eukaryota; Metazoa; Arthropoda; Insecta; Diptera; Tephritidae
Source: RefSeq, a predicted model, not a curated record